Symbiodinium natans is the source of this 1398-nucleotide messenger RNA. The record is from the annotation of a GenBank genome assembly. NCBI's taxonomy places the organism in Eukaryota, Dinophyceae, Suessiales, Symbiodiniaceae.
AUGGCCGGCGUUGUGGGGCACCGAUGUACCGCCUUGACUUGCUUCAUCCUUGGAGCUUCUCUGGUGCUGUUUAUCCCACAAGUCUGGAAGCAACAGGCCAUAAAGCAUUCCAUCAGCUUCUUGGAGCAGCUCGAAAUCCAAGUCGCUCCGGUGACGUCUGCGCCUGCACCGCUGCAGGCCCAAGCUGCCCAAGUCACUCAGGCAUUGGCGCCCAUUGCAUCUGCACCUGUUCCAGACACACCCGCCGCAGUCACACCGGCGACAAAUCCGCCGGAUAGGCCUGUAGCUUCAGCUGGCCUUUUCGCGGGUGUGAUUCCUCUGGUCUAUGUGUGGUUCUGUGGGGAAGUUAUGCUUGUCGAGCAGGGCAAGGUGGCCUGGAACAUCACGAAGCCGUGCGUUAUCCAGCCCUACUUCACGCUGGCAGUGUCCGCAAGCCUUUUACACGUCCCUGUGGUGGUCCUCCUCACGGACCCCGUGGCCGGAAGUGCCUUGAAGGAGAAGUUGCCUGCAGAUCUCGCUGCGAAGCUGCACGUGCACAGCUUCCUCGACUAUGUGGACGACAAGUUCUGGACCAUCAGGAAGCUGUACGAGGACAACAUAAAGGUCGCCCACGGCUUCAAGGAGCCCUUCGAGAAGUGGAAUGUGCUGAACUUCUUCGUAUUCCGCAGGUGGCUUGAGAAAGAGCAGGUGCCAGCCGCUGGCUUCGCCGAGGGGGAUGUUGUCGUCAUGGUCCCGCCCUUUCUGCCAAGAGGAUGUCAAGGGGAAAUCUCCUGGCGCGAUCGUUGGGAUAAGAAUCGACCUUGGGGCCCCUUCACCUACUGCGCGCUGGCCUCCAUGGGUAACGUGCUGAGCCUUGACAUCAUGAACGACUGGACUGACUUCAACAUUGAACUCUACAAAGAUCACUUCUGGAUUCAACGGGCGAUCUCGCGCUUCAGUUUCGUCCAUGCCAUCAACCAAAUGCAUACGUGGUAUUUCUACGCCAUGGGCAGCCUGGACUUUGAGGGCAUGCCAUGGUCCGACGGGGAGCCCUGGUACCUCCAGUACAUCCGGAGGCCCAGCAACUGGACCAGGGAGAAGCACUGGAUGGUCAAGUAUGAUGGCAAAGAGCUGCCCUAUCCCAACGCAACACUGCCAACCACAAAGCGCUAUCGUCUUUGCAACGGCUACUUCCCGAGGGAUGGCUAUGUCAUCGACAGCGCGCACGGAUACUCCCCCACUGCGACGGUCUCCAGCAUGUUGGAAGGUACGGUCACGACAACUCUCAAUGGCAGCCGGAUGACUGCCAAAAUUGGGAACGUGACCUAUAAAAACUACCAUUUCCAAGGCCAGGCCAAGAACGUCAUCAACAAUAUCUUCAAGGCAUCGUUCCAAGCCCACGGUGGUUUCAAGCGGUGA